Penicillium roqueforti is the source of this 1032-nucleotide messenger RNA. RefSeq lists its product as uncharacterized. The record is from RefSeq and is a predicted model, not a curated record. The transcript has 3 exons. Bases 1 to 1032 code for a protein of 343 amino acids. NCBI's taxonomy places the organism in Eukaryota, Fungi, Ascomycota, Eurotiomycetes, Eurotiales, Aspergillaceae. Gene Ontology annotation, biological process: transmembrane transport. Gene Ontology annotation, molecular function: transmembrane transporter activity.
AUGAUUGGGCGCGUGCUUAUUGGCUUAGGCGGAGAGAUAAUUGGCGUCCUAGGAAGUGAAAUCACAACGCGCUGGUUCAAGGACAAGGAACUAUCUUUGGCGCUGUCAAUGGUUCUGUGCAUAUCGAGACUAGGCUCCGUCGGAGCCUCCGUUUUCGUCCCCAGGAUGGUCGAAAGCUUUGGCGUGGUAUGCGUUGUAUGGAUCGGGUCGAUAGUGCCAUUGGGAGUCGCUGUUACUGGUGCUUUUUAUCUACUAGCCGUUGACACUACAACUUCGCACCAUGAGAGUGAGAACAUUGAUUCGAUAAAAUCGCUUCGUCGGUUUCCCGCUAUCUUCUGGCAGUUGGCCUUAAUUUGCAUACUGGGCUACGGAGGUAUCAAUACUUUCACUAUCUCUGCGCAGCGGUUCCUAGCCGCAUGGUUCUACGAUGGAGAUCAACGCAAGGCUGGAUUUGCCACAGGUAUACCAUACUUCCUCUCUGGGAUUCUGACUCCCGUAUUUGGACUGUUGUUGAAUUUGCCAUGGUUUCGAAGCUACCCGGGGGCCCUUGGUGCCACUAAUAUCCUCAUGAUGGCAGCGCAUCUUCUAUUGCUUUAUAGAAUAGGACCGAUUGGACCGAUGUGUAUGUUGGGGAUAGCGUUUGCAUCUUAUGGUGUGGUAUUUUGGGCCGGGCUCGCGCGAUGUCUCCUCUCCAUCGUCGAGUCCUGCUCGUCAAAGACAAAUAUGCCAGAGGCCGGGUGCAGAGCUUCAGAUGAACUCGAAUAUGGGACCAUUCAACUCCCGACACAACUCUCUGAUGAUCGCUCUGAUGCUGACGGAGAUAACUUGCCGGGGGAGACGGGUGAAGGCAUCAUCACACUUGGCUAUGGAAUUAUGACCAGUCUCAAUAGCCUGAGUACGGCUGUGGUUCCGAUCCUCCUCGCCAAGAUAGAGAAUGCCGUGGGCUUUACAGGCUUGCAGGUUUUCUUUCUCAUACUAUCAUUACUCGGGCUUUUCGCAUCUGUUGGGUUGUCAUGGUCUUGGAGGAUCUAG